This is a messenger RNA of Branchiostoma floridae (Florida lancelet), 2611 nucleotides long. Its product is annotated as all-trans-retinol 13,14-reductase-like. The transcript has 13 exons. The record is from RefSeq and is a predicted model, not a curated record. Bases 217 to 2124 code for a protein of 635 amino acids. NCBI's taxonomy places the organism in Eukaryota, Metazoa, Chordata, Leptocardii, Amphioxiformes, Branchiostomatidae.
GGGAUGGUGGUGUAAGUCUACAAUUCAGAUAUUUGAUCAUCAUGCAUUGCCAAAUUGAUAAUUGUAAUCAUUUUCGGGCUGCUCCCGUAUCUGCUUGGAGACAAAGGUUUUCUAAAAAUAAUCCCGGCGGGGGGUAUCAACCCCUCCACCCCCCGUAAGAAUGACAGUGACUGGUGCCGCUCUUGAAUAAAUCUAUGCAGUGACAUCUAUCCCAACAUGGCGGUCAUCGGCAAGAUCUUCGCGGCUCUCGCUGCGGCUGAUGUCGGCGCCUCGGCGUGGUUUGCGGCGGGCUUCCUCGGCGUUCUCACCGCCUACCUCUUCUGGAAGCUCCGGAGCGGCAAGAGCCCGUUUGCCGAGGACUGCGCCCGCUCGCCCGCCCCGCUAGUCACCGACCAAGCCGCCCGCGACAAAGUGCUGAAACAAGGAUUCGCCAUCAAGAAAGUCCCAGAGAGUCUAGAUGCCAUUGUGAUCGGUAGCGGGAUCGGAGGAUUGGGGACGGCCGCCAUCUUGGCGAAAGCGGGGAAGAAGGUCCUUGUUCUGGAGCAGCACGACCAGGCUGGGGGGUGUUGUCACACGUUUGUGGACAAGGGCUUCGAGUUUGAUGUCGGGAUCCACUAUGUGGGCGAGAUUUGUAACCGACUUCCCAACCAAGUCAUCACGGAACAGAUCACGGAGGGGCAGCUGCAGUGGGAGGAAAUGGACGAAGAGUAUGACACCAUCGCGCUGGGAUCCUUCGACAAGCCCCGAUGGAUUCCCAUGAAGAAAGGUUACGAGAAUUUUAAGAACAACCUUCUUCAGCACUUUCCGGAGGAAGGCAAGGCCAUCAAUGAGUUUGUCAGCCGACUACAGUCUAUCCAGAGAGGAGGUGUUAUGUAUGUUGUACUGAAGAUCCUGCCUCUGUGGCUGGCCACCUUCCUGGUCAAGUCUGGGCUCAUCCACUGGGUCACCUGCUUCUUCAAACACCUCCGGCCACUCCGGACAGUCACUCAGGAGCUGACCGACAACAAGGACCUGCAGUGCGUCAUGUCCUACAGUUUUGGAGACUAUGGUGUUCUACCGGAAAAAGCACCUUUUGCGAUGCAAGCUAUGGUGAUGGCCCACUUCAUGGAGGGGGGGUACUAUCCGAGGGGCGGCGCCAGCGAGAUAGCCUUCCACAUUAUCCCUGUCAUUCAGAAGGCAGGAGGGGCGGUGCUGGUCCGAGCUCCUGUCAAUCAAAUUUUGAUUGGCAGCAAUGGAGAGGCUUGUGGCGUCCGGGUCCACAAGAGCAGUGGAGAUGUGGACAUCCACGCCCCAGUGGUCAUCUCAGGAGUGGGCUUCACCAACACUUACAAGUACCUCCUGCCUACCCAGAUAGUGGAGAAACAUGGAUUGAAUGACAUAUUCCAGUAUGUGAAGCCUGGAGUUGGAGCCUUGAGUGUUUUCAUUGGUCUGAAGGGAACCAAAGAGGAGCUUGGUCUCAAAGCACAGAACACCUGGGCCUUUAUGGUUGACUCACCUUCAAGCAAAAAGGAACCCGGUAACGACCUUGACGGAUACCUGAACAAGUUCAUGGCCAAGGACAGGGCGUCGGCUGGUGAGGAUGUGGUACCACUCAUGUUCCUGUCCUUCCCGUCUGCCAAGGAUUCCACCUGGAAGAACCGAUACCCCGGCAAGUCCACCUGUGUGAUCAUCACCUUCACCCCUUACGAGUGGUGGGAAGAGUGGCAGGACAAACGGGUCAUGAAGCGCGGCGAGGAGUACGAUGGACUGAAGGAUGCCAUCGCGCAGCAGAUGUGGAAACAAACCUGUCAGCUCUACCCUCAACUCAAGGAUAGGCUGGAGUAUAUAGAGGUAGGGACCCCCAUCACCAACAAUUACUACAUCGGCUGUGACCGCGGGGAGAUCUACGGACUGGACCACGAUGUGGAACGCUUCUCCGCUGAACUGGCACUGAAACUGAGGCCAGAGACACCCAUUCCUGGGCUCUACAUGACAGGCCAGGACCUGGUUACCGGGGGUUACGCCGGAGCGCUUGCUGGUGGCAUGGUGACCGCUGGGUCCGUCCUGAACCGGAACAUCUCGCUCUGGCUGGACCUAUUCCUACUGGACGUCAGGAACUAUCUCACCAAGAAGAAAGAAGUCUGAACACAAAGCAAGUCAACUCUUUAGUAGGCCUUAACUGUCAACAGCAUUUGCACCAAUCAGUGUCCAUCUUACUUACAAGUCAAGCCAUAUCAGUAGAUUUCAUUGGUUCUCUGGUUGAUUGAAUCAUGUCAAAGUCAGAACACAACAACUAAUCUAAAGCCUGAGGUUAUGGAUAGUUAUGCAAGCAAAUGCAUAAGCCAAGUUGAUUUGAUUAUAUGGAUGAAACCCUUUGGAAAACACAAAACUGAUGCGAGCAUCUUCUUUGACUUUGAAAUUGACUUUGGCAUAUUUUUUGGAUUUGCGGUAAAUAUUUGCUCAUUUUGCUGCUGCAUUAUACAAUUUACAGCAUGGUCAACAGCUUCUUCUUUCUAUCAAAACAGGCGAGAAUUGAUGCUAGGAUAGAGCCAGGAAUGGAGAAGCUGUCUGCAGUACUGUUUAAUAUCACUAGAGGGCGUGAGGAUCAAAUCAACAUGGUCUAAAAAUGGAU